Apiotrichum porosum is the source of this 756-nucleotide messenger RNA. RefSeq lists its product as uncharacterized. The coding region runs from base 1 to 756 and encodes 251 amino acids. The record is from RefSeq and is a predicted model, not a curated record. The transcript is spliced from 3 exons. NCBI's taxonomy places the organism in Eukaryota, Fungi, Basidiomycota, Tremellomycetes, Trichosporonales, Trichosporonaceae.
AUGGCGUCGCUCACCCGCCCAGAGGCCAUCACUCGCCUCAAGUCCAAUGUCGGAGCCAUCUCAUUGUUGACCUUUGCCCGCUCCUUUUUCACCCCCUACCUCGCUCUCCGUGCGAUGGUUGUUGGUGUCCUCGACUCGUUUGCAUCGUCCCCACGUUCGGCGCGUGGAAGCGACUAUGUGUGGUGGAUUGAGACGGCAAUCACUGGCAUGCUCCUCUUCAACAUUGCCCAGGCAGCCUACUGCAUCCAGUCCCCCAAGCCCGCUCUCCAGCCCACGCAAAAGGGACUGAAGUUUGUUCCUCUCUCCAAGUCGUCCCCUCUGACUCGCUCGUACAACUCUUCGAUACCCGACAUGGUCUCGACUGCAACUUCGGCAGCCUCGCGCAACACCCAACAGUCUCCUCUUGCGCAGUCUCUGUACCGUUCGACUCCCACCCGUCCCUCACAGCUGAGCACUGUGACCCCCGAGCGCGGCGCGGCCUCGCCAGGCCACUCGAGUCUGUCAUCGUCCACGGCCCGCGUCCUCAACCUCGCGCAGCCCGGUACGCCUAGCAGUACGGGUCUGUUCUACGACGACACCUCUUCCGCGUCCCCUUCCAAGGUCGCACGUGGAGCAGCUGGUGCGGCAGGUACUGCCUCCCCUGCUCCGACCACCACACGCUCCGACUUUGUGGUCGUCGACCGCGAGGAGCAAGAGUGGAUGGACAAUGUCUGGAUGGGUGUCCGCGGUAAGAGUGAGGGCAAGAUUGGUCUCUAG